Messenger RNA from Numida meleagris (helmeted guineafowl), 3077 nucleotides. RefSeq names its product arginine vasopressin receptor 1B (gene AVPR1B). NCBI's taxonomy places the organism in Eukaryota, Metazoa, Chordata, Aves, Galliformes, Numididae. Gene Ontology annotation, biological process: regulation of systemic arterial blood pressure by vasopressin; positive regulation of vasoconstriction; G protein-coupled receptor signaling pathway. Gene Ontology annotation, molecular function: peptide binding; vasopressin receptor activity. Bases 537 to 1814 code for a protein of 425 amino acids. The transcript is spliced from 2 exons. Gene Ontology annotation, cellular component: membrane. The record is from RefSeq and is a predicted model, not a curated record.
AGCUCUGAUGUUGCAAAACAAACGUGGAACGGUGCAUGUGUAUGCAAUAUAUGUUGGUGGAGUUUGCUGAAGAGGGGCUGCGGGGAGGGGGGGGGUGGAGUGGAGCAGCACACCUCCCCACAGAGCCUGGGAUCACAGCUCCAAUUGGAGCCACGCAGUGGCUGGAGGCAGCAGGGGGGGGAUCCCACUAUAAAUCCCCGUCCACAGCCACAGUGCUGCCCAUAGGGGCACAGUGUGCUUGGUUCUCCGGCGUCCUGCCUGCUCCUGGAGGGAGAAGGCCAAAGGGAUGCAGCCUCUGUUGCUUUCACUGCACCAAAAGGGAGCAACAGAGAGGAGCUCUCCUUCAACUGAGGGGUAGAAGUGGAUUGCAAGAUGAGCCGUGCAGGGAGAGAGAAGGAUUUAUGAGUGCUCAGUGCAGCUCAGAUCAAAGGCUGAGCCGGGACUGCUGCACCCCUGCAGGAAACCUGCACUGAGCAGGUGCGCAGGGACAGAGGUGACAACCUGCUGCAGCGCAGGGGGACACGCUGAGGAUUGGGAUGGAGCCAGGCUGGGGCUGGAACAGCUCUCACAGCAGUCGGACCAUGCGCAGCACAGGGCUGCAGAGCCCCAAGCCCCCGGUGGGGACCCCCAACCGGACCCUGCUGCAGGGCCGGGACGAGCAGCUGGCCAGGGCGGAGGUGGGGGUGCUGGCUGCCAUCCUGCUGCUGGCCACCGCGGGCAACCUGGCCGUGCUGCUGGCCGUGUGCCGCCCCGGGAGGAAGCUGAGCCGCAUGCACCUCUUCGUGCUGCACCUGGCGCUCAGCGACCUGGGCGUCGCGCUCUUCCAGGUGCUGCCGCAGAUGCUCUGGGAGGUGACGUAUCGCUUCGCGGGGCCGGACCCGCUCUGCAGGGCGGUGAAGUACCUGCAAGUGCUCAGCAUGUUCGCCUCCACCUACACGCUGAUGGCCAUGACGCUGGACCGCUACGUGGCCGUGUGCCAUCCGCUGCGCGCCCUGCGCCAGCCCGGCCGCCAGCCCUGCGCCAUGGUCGGGGCCGCGUGGCUGCUCAGCUCCCUGCUCAGCACGCCCCAGCUCUUCAUCUUCUCCCUGCGGGAGGUGAGGCCGGGUUCGGGGGUGCUGGAUUGCUGGGCUGACUUUGGAUCCCCGUGGGGUGCGCGAGCCUACGUCACCUGGACCACGCUGUGCAUCUUCCUCCUGCCCGUCGGCAUCCUCACCGCCUGCUACAGCCUCAUCUGCCACGAGAUCUGCAAGAACCUCAAAGGCAAAACGCAGAGCUGCAUCCCCACGGCAGGAGGGCUCCCCACCUCCAACCCCAGCUCCAUGUGCUGCAGUGAGAAGGGCGCGCAGUGCCCCGCCGGGCAGCCCUCCCGCGUCAGCAGCGUGCGCACCAUCUCCCGCGCCAAGAUCCGCACGGUGAAGAUGACGUUUGUCAUCGUGGUGGCCUACGUCGCCUGCUGGGCGCCCUUCUUCAGCAUGCAGAUGUGGUCGGUGUGGGACGAGGAUGCCCCCGACGAUGAGUCCGCUGACGCGGCUUUUACCAUCACCAUGCUGCUGGCCAGCCUCAGCAGUUGCUGCAACCCCUGGAUCUACAUGUUCUUCAGCGGGCGCCCGCUGCAGGACGCCGCACGAUGCCUGGCCCGAUGGGGCUGCCCCCCGCCCGCACCACACAGACAGGGCUCGGCCGGCAGCCUGUGCAGCAGGAGGACCACCAUCCUCAGCCACGGCCUCAGUGCUGGCAUCCCCCUGCACCGGGGCAGCGGCACCGACCUCGGCCCCCCCGAGGAGGAAGCAGUGACCGAGUCGUGCACGCUGUAGGCCACGGUGUGACGGCGUGGACAUUGGCACUGCAGAAUUCUCUCCCCACUUGGUAGUGUUGCAUUUCACCAGGAGCUGUGCGCUUAGUUCCGAACGCAUCACCAUCCUUCUUGUCCUCAUGGGUUUUGCUCCUGCGUGUGCUGCAUCUGCUGCGUGCAUCAGGGGGGUGGAUGCAGCCCCACCAGCCGUUGUUCCACGUGCAGCGCUCACCUCCCCAUGCACUGCGAUGCAUCCUCCCCUCUGCCCCACUCCCCUCCAUGCACAUCAACCCAGGCAUCUGCUGGGGGAUGCUGCAUCAGCACAUCUUUUAGGAGAGAGCCUUUUAUGAGAGUUUGGGGUGUUUAACAGCUGCCAGCAAAGCACUCUGAACACAGCAGGAGGCAUUGCAGCCACAUCUGCUCGAGAGCUCCUUGCAAUCACAUUGCCUGUCUCCCAGCCUCGUGGUUUUGCUGGUGGAGCAGCCAAUGCAAAUGGCUUCCCGCUGCCCUGUGGCUCUGCACAUGCCCCCAGGGCUGCAGCACACAUGACCACUACAUUGCAUUGCACUGCAUUGCUCUCUGCAGCAUUGCACUGCACCGGGUAUUUCCGCUCUGCAGCUCUGCAAUGCUCUGGGCAUUGUCCUCCACAGCACUGCAAUGCACCAGUGCAAGCACCCCAAAUUCAGCACAGACAUCACAGAGGAGACAUCUGGAAGAGCCCUGGCCCACCUCUGGCUCGCCCAGGCAUAUUCUGCCUCCCUUCCACCAAGUUUCUCCUUCCUGCAGUCAGCAGCCAUUGCACUGCGCUGCUGAACAGCUGCUGCACUUCAUUAAAGAGCUGCUCUCAAAUCGCUGCUGCUGCUUUUGUCUUAUUUAGCGGGGAGCAGAGCGCCUGCAUGGCACAGGACCUGGAGGCACUGGGAUUUCUUCCUGCUGGCCCUGCAGCAUCCCGGGUGAGCCAUGGUCCGUCACACUGAGCUGCCACUGAGUGGGAGCUGUGCUCACCCUGGGGUGGGCACAGCUCGGGUGGGGAGGAUCACCUCCUGCACCCCACGUUUGCUGCAGGGAAAGCAAAAGGUGGGAGACAGGGAAAAUGCAAUGCAGUGAUUCACUCACACACAUGUGCCAUGGUCACAUCCUGCAUCUCCCACAACCAGAGGGGGUUUAGAGCCCGAGCAGCACUCAGUGAUCACCAGCAGCUGAGAGGGGCAAUGUGCGCAGUGCAUCCCCACCUUGGCUGGGUGAUGGGGUGAUGGAGCCCUAAGGGGGUUUAGCAUCAAAGGAA